AUGAGAAUUAGGACACAAUUGCCGCCUACAGAAUUCCAUAUUUCUGAAGUUAAACUCGUGGAUUCUUUCUUGAAAUUGAAUUGUAUGGAACCUGAUGCUGAUUACAAAAUUCCUGCCACUCCACUUAUGGAAAUCUAUCAUAUUCUUCACUGGAAAAUACUCAAAAAUCUCAUUGGUUAUUUGAAUUCAGACGAACAACUUUGGUUUUUAAAAUUCGAGGAAAGGAAAAACAAAGACGGACUUCAAAUUGGACAGUUGAGCACAAAGUUAUCCGGACCACUACCCAUCAUAGACUCUCACUUCCAUCUAGACCAACUAUGUAGGCAGAUGGGUAGUGGAGCUUUCCAGGAUCUGGAUGACCUUGGCUCCCAAAGCAUGUAUGAAACGCAAUUAAGAUAUGCCAUUGCUAACUUUGUUUUUCCGUCAGCUUGGCCAAACUCCUCACAGCGUAGCGAAUUCAGGAAAGAUCACCGUUUAAGAUUCACCUUUGGCAUUCAUCCUAAAAUUAUAAGCUCAUCAUCAACUUCAUCUUUGGAACAUAAUUGGACUGAUCUUCAAAAUUUAUUAAAAUCAACAAAAACAGUGGCAGUGGGAGAGAUUGGUUUAGAUGAUUCUACCAACCCUUCAAGGAGAGAUUUCGACCGACAAAUUACAUAUUUUAGAAAACAACUUUAUUUGGCAGCAGCAUUGAAUUUAACUAUCGUCAUACACUCAAGAGGAAAACCAUCACUGCAUGAACAUGUGUUGGCCAUUCUAAGUGAAAUAUGCAAACCAGACCAAUUAAUUCAUUGGCAUUGUUUAACCUGUUCCACUCAACUGUACUCAGCAGCCGUCAGUCAGUUCUCUAACAUUGUUUUUGGCAUUACUCCAUUUAUUUUGAAGGACCGAUACUCAAAUAUUGUAGAAAUUGUGAAAACUUUUGGCAUUACACGUUUAGUGUUGGAAUCAGAUGCUCCAUAUAUCCCACUUCAUUCUCACACCAUUGGAAAUCCUUACUCCGUUCAUGCAAAAAAGAGAGAAUCAAGCUAUUGA
Mytilus trossulus (common blue mussel) is the source of this 1032-nucleotide messenger RNA. Its product is annotated as putative deoxyribonuclease TATDN2. The record is from RefSeq and is a predicted model, not a curated record. The coding region runs from base 1 to 1032 and encodes 343 amino acids. Gene Ontology annotation, molecular function: hydrolase activity, acting on ester bonds. Lineage: Eukaryota; Metazoa; Mollusca; Bivalvia; Mytilida; Mytilidae. The transcript is spliced from 3 exons.